Messenger RNA from Arachis ipaensis, 2196 nucleotides. Its product is annotated as DNA topoisomerase 6 subunit A. Lineage: Eukaryota; Viridiplantae; Streptophyta; Magnoliopsida; Fabales; Fabaceae. Gene Ontology annotation, biological process: DNA topological change; reciprocal meiotic recombination; meiotic DNA double-strand break processing. Gene Ontology annotation, cellular component: nuclear chromosome. Gene Ontology annotation, molecular function: DNA topoisomerase type II (double strand cut, ATP-hydrolyzing) activity; ATP binding; DNA binding. The record is from RefSeq and is a predicted model, not a curated record.
UCGCACACUGUUUGUGAGACACCGCAUAUCAAACCCGAUAAAAAAAAAAAAGGGACAGAGAAAGAAAGAACAAGAGGAUGGAUGACCAUUGAUGUUGCUCUUUUGGAUUUCCAAACCUUACGUCUUACAUUUCUUUAUCUCUCUCUAUUUCUCUGAGAUUCACGCUCUCCUUUUCUUUAAUCGAAUUUGUUGUGUGCUUCAUUAACAAAAACGGUGAAGCCCUAAUCCCUAAUUGGUGAUUCAGCCCCCAACGUCUCUCGACUCUCUUUCUCAGUUUCUCGUCACUCUCUCCUACGAAUUCAAGCUCUCGUCAGCUCGUCUCAUCUCCGGUCUCUCACCUCUCAUCUCCGGUCUGUUACUUCUCUCUCUCGGUCUCGCAUUCAUCGCUUCACACUCAGUCAUCGCUGUCGCUCUCUGUCGUCGCCGCGGCAGAAGCAGCAGGUCUCGGGACUGGUCGUCGUCGUCGCUCUCUGUCUCGUCAUCGUCUCGCACUCAGACGCGCGCCUUCCCUGCCCUCGUCGUCGCCGGCAGCAGAGGCUGCAGGUCCCGGUGGGCUGGUCUUCGUUGUCGCCUACUUGCUUCGAGCCUCGCCGUCAGCUUCUUUUGCGCAACCCGAUUUGUUCUGCGCAAAUACUGUCCCCAUCCAGAGUCAAAAUCAGUGUAGUCAUCCACUUCCAUUUCACGCCCACACUUUGCCCCAUCACUGCUCACCUCCCGUCCAUGGCAGAGAGCAGCAAAAAGCGUCGCCGAACCAACACCGACGACCUCCCUUUCAAGAACAAGCUUAAACCAGACUCCACCAUCCUCCAAACCCUGAAAGACUUCUCCACCUCUUCCUCCUCCUCUUCCUCUUCCUCCAAAACCCUAACCCUCCAAGACCUCUCCCUCCCCUUCUCCUGCCGUGAAGUCUCCGAUCUCAGCCUGUCAUCCGUUCAGUCCAACAUCGAGUCCCUCGUCCUCCGCAUCGCCCACUCCAUCCUCUCCGGCAACGGCUUCGCCUUCGACGUCCCUUCCCGUGCCGCCACCAACCAGUUUUACGUCCCGGAGCUUGACCGAAUUGUCCUCAAGGACAAGAGUUCACUUCGUCCUUUUGCGAAUAUCUCGACGGUUAGGAAGUCCGCAAUUACUGCCCGCAUAUUGCAGCUGGUUCACCAGCUUUGCAUUAAGGGGAUUCAUGUCACGAAGCGUGAUCUGUUCUACACGGAUGUUAAGUUGUUUCAGGAUCAGAUCCAGUCCGAUACGGUUCUUGAUGACGUGUCCUGUAUGCUCGGAUGCACACGGUCCAGCCUCAAUGUGGUUGCAGCCGAGAAAGGUGUUGUUGUUGGGAGGCUGAUCUUUAGUGACAAUGGAGACAUGAUUGAUUGCACGAAGAUGGGUAUGGGUGGGAAGGCCAUUCCACCAAAUAUUGAUCGAGUUGGGGAUAUGCAGAGUGAUGCUUUGUUCAUUCUGUUGGUGGAGAAGGAUGCUGCUUAUAUGAGAUUGGCCGAGGAUAGAUUCUACAACCGGUUUCCUUGUAUAAUCGUGACUGCCAAAGGGCAACCCGAUGUUGCUACAAGGCUGUUCCUGAAGAAGAUGAAGAUGGAGUUGAACCUGCCAGUGCUUGCACUUGUAGACAGUGAUCCGUAUGGGUUGAAGAUUCUCUCUGUCUACGGAUGUGGGUCAAAGAAUAUGUCCUACGACAGUGCCAACCUGACAACCCCUGACAUAAAGUGGCUCGGGGUUAGGCCUAGUGAUUUGGACAAGUACAAGAUACCCGAGCAGUGUAGGUUGCCAAUGACUGAGCAGGAUAUUAAGACUGGAAAGGACAUGUUGGAGGAGGAUUUUGUGAAGAAAAAUCCAGGUUGGGUUGAGGAAUUGACAUUAAUGGUGAAAACUAAGCAGAAGGCUGAAAUUCAGGCCCUGAGCACCUUCGGCUUUCAGUAUCUAUCUGAGGUUUAUUUGCCCUUGAAAUUGCAGCAGAAGGAUUGGCUAUGACCUUUCACAACCUAAGAGCAAUGUUUAUUGUCUAAGAUGCUGACUAUGUCACCACCUGUUCCAACAGUUUAGUGAUGCAGUAGUAUUUAUUAAUGCUCUGAUUAGAUUGACUUUGUUUAUACUUCUGCCUUUGAUCUCCCAGACUUCAACGCAUUUGAAUUGUUAAGAGUUUCUCUUUAUCUUGGUUAAUCCUGAACCGAAAGCAUCAUAUUGUUUUGUAGG